UAGAUAAAAGAGAGAAUAAGGCAAAGGCUGAUAAACAGAGAGAGAGAGGCUUUGAGAUAGAGAAAAGAGGGUUUUUGAGAAACUUGUAAAUCAGUGAGUAAUCUGAGAGAGUUAAGGUCAUAUUGAUGACUUGAAUCUUGUAACCUGUACUGCUUUUCGAUUUGAAGCUUCAAUAAGAUGAUCUCUGGCCAGUUCCCCCUGUGGAUGUAGAUCCGAAAGGAUCGAACCACGUUAAAUCCUUGUAUUCUUGGUAUUUUCGUUCUACUCUAUUCUUUUCAGAUUUCGUGCAUUUACUGUAAAUAUUUUUCUUUAAUUCAUUCUUGGUACGUGUUGCUUUUAUUGGUGUUCUUGCUCCAAGAAUACUUUUAUUACAACAGUAUUCUAUGGCAAUCCAUGUUUUUUAUAGGCUGUCACUCACUCCCACCGGUCCACCACUCACCUCACUUUUUUCUCAUGUAUAACAGCUCUUCCCUGUCACCUAUCAUAUUCCUUUCAAUCAAUACAAUUGCUUCCUAAUUCAUAUCAGACGCCAUGGCUGCCCAACCCAAGAAGAUCAUCAUCGACACCGACCCUGGCAUUGAUGAUGCUAUGGCGAUUUUUCUGGCAUUACGAUCACCAGAGGUGGAGUUGAUUGGACUCACAACUAUAUUUGGGAAUGUUUAUACGACCCUGGCCACGAGAAAUGCCCUGCAUUUGCUUGAAGUUGCAGGGAGAACUGAUAUCCCUGUUGCUGAGGGAUCUCAUGUCACUAUUACUAAAGAUAUGAAACUUCGAGUCGCUGAUUUUGUCCAUGGUGCUGAUGGACUUGGCAACCAAAAUUUUCCUCGGCCAAAAGGAGAGCCAAUUGAGCAGUCAGCAGCUGCCUUUCUCAUUGAGCAAGCAAACCUCUAUCCUGGAAAAGUCACAGUGGUGGCACUAGGCGCACUUACAAAUAUUGCCCUGGCCAUUCAACAAGAUCCUGCAUUUUCUAAGAACAUCGGGCAGAUUAUUCUUCUUGGUGGUGCUUUUGCAAUAAAUGGGAAUGUGAAUCCAGCAGCAGAGGCCAAUAUUUUUGGUGAUCCAGAUGCUGCAGAUAUUGUCUUCACAAGUGGAGCAGAUGUUGUGGCUGUGGGCUUAAAUGUUACUCAUCAAGUCGUAUUGACAGAUGAUGAUAGACAGAAGCUGGCAAGGUCAGAUGGGAAAUUUGCUCAGUACUUGUGCAAAAUCUUAGAGGUGUACUUCUCUUAUCAUGAUUAUGCAUACAACACAAAAGGAGUUUUCCUUCAUGAUCCGACAACCCUUCUUGCAGCUGUUGAUCCUUCACUUAUGACAUAUGCCAAAGGUGUUGUUCGAGUCCAGACCAGUGGCAUCACAAGGGGACUGACACUGUUACACGACACACAGAAAAGGUUUGGUGAAGUCACUGAAUGGAGUGAUAAACCCACAGUGAAGGUUGCUGUCACAGUUGAUGCUCCUGCUAUUCUCAACCUUGUCAUGGAGCGGCUUAUGGAUUCCUGAAGAAUUCAAGCUACUGAGUGAUAAAUCAUAAUUCUAGGGAAUUGAGCUCGUUCUCAACAGUCCUCAAGUCUUGGAUGCAACUUCUUGUCGUGGAUUUCAUUUGAGAUAUAUCCCACAUUACAUUGGUUGAGUUCUUGAUGAUUUUCUAUUGUUCUUCGUUUAAGGGCAUCUGAUCUGGUCACUGCCCAUCUAGAUGCAUCUGUUUUGUGGCAUUAAGGUUCAUAUUUUUAUCGUCUUUUAAUAAGGAUGUCGUGAAACAGCAAUUUUAUCUCAAGUCCAACGAAGAUUUGCACCUAA
This is a messenger RNA of Juglans regia (Persian walnut), 1794 nucleotides long. Its product is annotated as probable uridine nucleosidase 2. Gene Ontology annotation, cellular component: cytosol. NCBI's taxonomy places the organism in Eukaryota, Viridiplantae, Streptophyta, Magnoliopsida, Fagales, Juglandaceae. Gene Ontology annotation, biological process: purine nucleoside catabolic process. Gene Ontology annotation, molecular function: purine nucleosidase activity. Bases 532 to 1497 code for a protein of 321 amino acids. The transcript is spliced from 9 exons. The record is from RefSeq and is a predicted model, not a curated record.